This is a messenger RNA of Drosophila ananassae, 1445 nucleotides long. Its product is annotated as ubiquilin-2. Gene Ontology annotation, cellular component: cytosol. The record is from RefSeq and is a predicted model, not a curated record. Gene Ontology annotation, molecular function: polyubiquitin modification-dependent protein binding. The transcript has a single exon. Gene Ontology annotation, biological process: ubiquitin-dependent protein catabolic process. Lineage: Eukaryota; Metazoa; Arthropoda; Insecta; Diptera; Drosophilidae. The coding region runs from base 120 to 1316 and encodes 398 amino acids.
GCUUUGCAAAAGCUGUCAUAAUUCGAUCUGUACUGUUAAAGAACUCUUGGUACUUGCCAAGGGAAGUCGAAAUCUUACAGGCGACUUUGUCCUCGAACCCACUCAGUAAACCUCCUGCGAUGAGCUGCGAAGAGUCCAUAGACAUCGUGGCUAAGGGAAACGGGCGGGAGGCAAUCGUCUCAAUACGCCAGAACGAGCUUAUCCGGAACUUGCGCGCCCUGGUGGCCGUUCGCUUCGAACAGGCAAUUGCUCGUAUUGUUUUGGUCUUUGCUGGCGAGGUUCUCCAGGACGUCGGAACGAUAGAUGGCCAAGGUAUUAUCUCCGGCGUCACGGUGCACGUCGUUUGUCGGCCAGAACAGUCUCAGGGCGGUGGCGGCCAGGCACCCACUCCGGGGGCCAAAUUACCUCCGGUCAACCUGUUAGAGCGUUUCUUCAAAUCUAGGAGCUCCGCCUUCUUCACUCAUUUGCUGGACGAACCGGGCCUAUUGCGGACCCUAUUGCAGUCCGAUCCGCGGAUCCAGUCCCUGCUUGAGGAGAAUGUGACGCUGCGCCACUACCUGAACAGCGACAGGAACCUGCGAGAGUUGCUCGCCUCUGCGUUCAGUCCGGCUAAGGAGGAGAUGAGUCGCCGCCGCGAUCUCUACAUUCUGCGUAUGGAAUCGGUGCCCGGUGGCCAUAAGAUAUUGGGCCGCCUACAAGUCUGUAUGCGUCAGAGCUAUGAAAACAAUGUGGCUAUGACGUUCCAGCACCCGUCAUAUGGCUCCGAAGACGGCACGAAUCCACAGCGAGGAUUCGAGAACAGGUGCCCACUACCGAAUCCUUGGGAACGCAUGGCCACUGCCGCCGACAUGGACUGUGCCCAGAACAUGGCCCUUAGUUUGAGGAAAAAGUGCAAACAAGUGAUGAAGACAUUGGAGCUCGGCGACAUAGGGAAGUCACUAACUGCGGUGCGGGAGCUCGGCGAGUCGGCGGUCUUGGCGCGUCACAUCUUGGAGCGUCGUAUUCGUGCCAAUCAAAUCAAUGCCACCAACGCCUCCGCCUCCGCCUCUACUUCCGCAAGCAGUUCGGAUGCCGCCAAAGUAGGAACAGGCACUGCCAAAGCUGGAACAGGCACUGCCAAAGCUGGAACAGGCACUGCCACGCUACGGAUCAAGAUAAGCAACUCGAGGGAAGUGGGCUACAAAACACAGAUGGAGCAGCUCCAACAAAUGGGCUACAAGGAUCGUGUCCGCAACAUAUGCGCUCUGAAGAUCUCACUGGGCAACGUCGAAAGUGCCGUGAGACUACUGGACCAUUGGAAUCGCUCUGAGGAAUGAUAAGAUCUGUUUUUACUCACUCUGUAUUGUUUCGUUUUUGGCCAGAAGAAUGUCUUUAUAUCCGAAUGAAAAAUGUAACGUAUGAAACUGAAAUCCUUAAAAUUAAUAAAUCUCUGUUCUAGUUCGGAA